AUGGCGACACUACUAGACGAUAUAGUCAUUCGAGAGGCCGUCACUGCGGAUAUCGACUCGAUGACCAUGAUCAUACCGCGCGCAUACGAUGCAGACGCUUUUCUCAACUUCAUCUUCCCGGACACACCGACUAUACGCGACUGGUGGACUAAAGUCUAUACCUCAGCUAUUCAGUCCCCUGCCUAUACCAUCCUGGUAGCUGUCGAAGAGGCGACCGUCAUCGGAGUACUCACACUACAUCUUUACCGCCCUGAGAACGCUCACCUUGGGAAGAGAGACGGGAUCUGCACGUUGGUCCCGCUGACGGACGACCACCACCAGGAGCUGAAGAAAGCGCUUGUUGAGCAGGCCAGCGACCGUCAGAAGAUCCUUCAAGAGCAGUCGAACCUGAUGAUUGAUCUGCUGGGUGUCGACCGCAAGUAUCAAAGCAAAGGCAUCGGUGGCCAGCUGGUCAAACGUGCUGGGGCAGUCGCAGACAGUGAGAGCGCGGCUAUCUUUCUGCAGACCACGCAGGCGAAGGCGUACUACUUGAAACUGGCUCUUGGUUUCGAGGUAAGAGGUGAAGAUGAUCCGAAUGCGCCCGGCGGUGUCAUUGUGCGGCCGUCCCCAGCGAGCUCUCGAGGAUCACAGUAG
Saxophila tyrrhenica is the source of this 633-nucleotide messenger RNA. RefSeq lists its product as uncharacterized. Gene Ontology annotation, molecular function: acyltransferase activity, transferring groups other than amino-acyl groups. Lineage: Eukaryota; Fungi; Ascomycota; Dothideomycetes; Mycosphaerellales; Extremaceae. The coding region runs from base 1 to 633 and encodes 210 amino acids. The record is from RefSeq and is a predicted model, not a curated record. The transcript has a single exon.